Molecule: messenger RNA, 3237 nt
Organism: Suillus plorans
Lineage: Eukaryota; Fungi; Basidiomycota; Agaricomycetes; Boletales; Suillaceae
Product: ubiquitin elongating factor core-domain-containing protein
Exons: 23
Coding region: 1-3237 (1078 amino acids)
Biological process (GO): protein polyubiquitination
Cellular component (GO): ubiquitin ligase complex; nucleus; cytoplasm
Molecular function (GO): ubiquitin-ubiquitin ligase activity
Source: RefSeq, a predicted model, not a curated record
AUGAGCGAACCUACCGAUGCUGAUCGUAUUCGAGCAAAGCGCCUUGCAAAGUUGCAGGCAGGAUCUACGUCUAAUUCACCAACCCCUUCACCCGCCUCUCCUGGGCCUUCAACCCCCGUAGCCCAGCUUCCCCAACCAAAACCAAAAACUCUUUCUAUUCCACCUCAAUCAACAACCCCGCCACCUCAACGUAAUGUCCCUGUGAAGAGGAAGUUCAUCGCACCUGCUCCCAAAGUUGAUUACCAGACAUGGGAGAACGACACAAUAUCUACAGUCCUCAAGGUUACACUUAGUAAAUCAACCGCAGAGGCAAACGAGUAUGAUCUCGUGUGGCUCAAGCAUCUUCAGGUUGAGCUCGAGUCUGAGGGUCACCCUCAUAUGACUCUUACGAACGAUAUCGUGGAUCGACUCCUCAUCUCUCGCCUCGAGCUUAAUGCGCAGGCCAUGUCCGACGACCUCGAAUAUGUCUCGGUGCUGGCCUCUCUCCCUCCUCAGUCCGUUUUCGAGUACCUUGUAGGCUGCUGGAAGCGUAUCAACACUGCCAAAUCAAUUUUACUCAAGAAGAACCCCGUCUCUGAAACCCAGCAAGCCACCGCACUCCUGAAUCAGCUCAGAGACCUCAUUAUCAGUUACAUAGGCCUUAACCUUCAGGAUCCGGAGAUGUUUCCACAACCCGCUGAUCGUCCACUAUCAACCCUUGGGUCGCACGAGCUACUCUCACCCCUGCUCUCCCUCUCUGCCCUAUCUACGCCUCUGUACGCAUCUACAACCACCUCUCAAACCACGCUGGCUCCCACAGAGGUUCAGCCAUUCUUGCAGGACCUUGUCGCUCGCUUCGCAGACCCAGUGCGUGUACUUUUAUUUCACAACAUUCUAUCUGGUGGGGACUCCGCAUGGCGUGGUGUCAUAGGAGGCAUGGAAGCCCUCGUCGGAGUAAAGCCCAUCGCGGAGAUGAUCACGAGAAUGCCGCAAUGGCUCGGCGAGGGUUUCGGGGUGGAAGUGACGGCUGCAAACUUUGAGAGGCUGUCUCUUAUGGGCCCGCUGCUUAGGCUGGGGACGUUCAGUCGGGAGUGGCCAGGUAUUGCGCAAAUAUACUUUAGCGACCCGACGAAACGCAGUCGUGCGGAUGUGGACUCGUCGAAUGCAAGUUUGAGAGGGACGUUGAAGAGUUUGCAGUCCUCCCUCUUUCAAAUAUUUAACACCCUCGUGCGCACAUCUCCCGAAGCGCGUGAGCGGGUAUUAGAAUACUUUGCGACAGUAGUGCGUCUCAACGUAAAACGUGCAGGAAUGCAGGUUGAGCCUGAUACCGUCGCGUCGGACAGCUUCAUGGUCAAUCUGCAGAGCGUGCUGCUGAGAUUCGCCGAGCCCUUUAUGGACGCGAGAUAUACAAAGAUGGACCGCAUAGAUCCAUAUUAUUUUUCAGUAUCUACCCGAAUUGAUCUAAAGGAGGAAACGAGGAUCAAAGCGACAAGCGAUGAAGCUGCGCAAUGGGUCGAGGAGAGCAAGUCAAAGGCCGCAACGCCCAACUUCAUCUCCGACAUUUUCUAUCUCUGCAAUGCGCUGGGGCACUAUGGAUACAUACGCACGAUACAGAUGUACGAGGACUUGGGGAAGACUCUUGAUGAUUACCAAAGGCACCAUGAUAUGAUUACUGGGGAUGGGUCGUGGAUGGGGACGCCUCAACAAGCGCACGUGCAAGCCACCAUUGAGAACGUCAAGAAUGAAAUGUCAAAGAUCCAAUCCCAACAACUUGCGUACCGCGUCCAGCUGCUUGAUCCUGAGCUCGUGUUCCGGUAUGUAGGGUUCACGAGCUUUGCGUCGACUUGGUUGAUCCGGAGCGUCGACCCGCGGGGGACGCAUCCGAAUCCUGUCGUUGAGCUGCCCCUUUCGAAGGAUGUUCCGAUGACGUUCCGAGUCCUUCCGGAGUUUAUUAUUGAGGAUGUGGUCGAGUUCUUUUUGUUUGUCGUGCGGCACUCGCCAGAGAGUCUUGACUUGUCUGGGAAGGAUGAGCUUGUGAUCUUUGCGCUGACGUUCCUUACUUCGACAUGGUACAUCAAGAACCCGUUCUUGAAAGCUAAGAUCAACGAGGCGGUAUUUUAUGGCGUGUUGCCGUACGCAAACGACAGACACGGGAUUUUGGGACACACGCUGAACACGCAUCCCGUCGCGCUCAAGAACUUGAUACCGGCGUUGACUCAUUUCUAUAUCGAGGUCGAGCAAACGGGUGCUAGUUCGCAGUUUUAUGACAAAUUCAACGCGAGGAGGAAUAUCGCUUACAUUUUGAAAGCGGUUUGGGACAAUCCUGUUCACAGAGAUGCCUUGAAUAAGGAAGCUCGGAAUGUCGACAAAUUUAUCCGGUUCAUCAACCUCAUGAUCAACGAUGUCACCUAUCUCAUGGAUGAGUCUCUCAGCGAGCUCACGCAGAUCCACAACAUCCAGACAGAGAUGCGCGAUCAAACCGCUUGGAACGCUCGUCCUCAGCAGUACCGACGUGAACGCGAAGGUGCGCUCCGCGGCCUCGAGCGACAUGCAUCUGGAUAUACCACGCUGGGCAGGUCCACCGUCGGUCUUUUGAAGGAUUUCACAGCAGAAACUAAGGGGCCAUUCAUGAUGCCCGAAAUUGUGGACAAACUCGCGGCUAUGCUGGAUUACAACCUCGAUGCGCUCGUUGGGCCCAAGUGCGGCGAGCUGAGGGUGCAAGACCCAGAGAAAUACAAGUUCAAUCCCCGUCAGCUCUUGAGCGACAUUCUGCAAGUGUACAUCAACCUCAGUGAUCAAGAGGAAUUUGUGAGAGCUGUUGCAAAUGACGGAAGGAGUUAUAGGAAGGAGCUGUUUGAAGCGGCGAUGGAGACUGCUAGACGGGUGCCGUUGAAAACUGAGACUGAGAUUGGGGUUGUGAGGUCUUUUGUGUCCAAGGUGGAGGAGAUGAAAACUACGAUUGAGGCGGAGGAAGAUUUGGGCGAGAUACCGGAUGAGUUUUUAGACCCUCUCAUGGCCACGAUCAUGCGUGAUCCAGUCACGCUUCCAUCUUCUCGCGUCGUCAUAGACCGCUCGACUAUUAAGUCUCAUCUGCUCUCUGACUCCAAAGAUCCUUUCAACCGGGUGCCGUUGGUGGUAGAGGAUGUUAUCCCCAAUGUGGAACUUAAAGCACAGAUCGAUGCGUUUAUAGCCGAGAGAAAGAACAAGCGAUCAACAAUAGAAGAGGGGAUUGUGAAGAUGGAUGUUUCCGUAGAUUGA